AGCUGGCUCGGGCUCGGUAUGCGGGACCGCAGUACGGUAUCGACUGUUUUGUGAGGCUCUCUGCUGUUUCAUCGUUUGCGUUUCGUGUCGCUCCGUUCAGUUCUAUAUAUCGUGGUACGGUACGUUCUUUCCGCGCUGUUUUACUACAUACAACAAAUAUGGCCGAUCAUAACGAUAUUAUUUUAAAGAUAAUUAAUUGCGUAAAGCAGUAUCCAGCUUUGUACGAUACAGCCCACGAGGAUUACAAUAGGUAUUACAAGAAGAUACAGAUAUGGAAUGCUAUCGCAUCCGAAGUCAAUUAUUCAGAUGGCAAAUCAGCCCAAACGAAAUGGCGGAAUAUCAGAGACUCGUACGUGAAACAUCUGAAAUCAUUGCAAUCUGCAGAACCUGCGUAUAAAAAAUACCGAAACUGGCAGUGGGUUGAACAGAUGUCAUUCCUGAAAAAAUUUCUCGGAGGCAAUAAGCACAAAAACUCGAGUAAAACCGUAGACAACCCGGAAACAUCGUUAAUCGAGGUAGUCGAAUCAGUCUACGGAGAGACGUCAAGUUUCAACGAAACCGAAUCUCCCGACGAGGGAACUCCUCGUAAACGAAAACUCACCGAAGAUGUCUGGUUCAAUGCUGAGCAAGUCCAAGAAUGCGAUACUUAUUACCCCAAAGAUUACGUCGUUGAGAACGCUACCGUUGACCCGAACCUCGACGCGACCGAUUUGCUUUUCUUGAGUUACGCUAAAACUUUGAAGAAUCUCUCCCAGCGGAGGCAAAUCCAAGUCAAAAUGAAGAUUAGCGAGUUGAUGGGCCUCGCUGAAUUGGACGAGUUGAACGAUAAAGGUGCCGAAUUCAAGGUCGAUUCGUCCGAAAGUACGAGCCCGAGUACUUGUAGGUAUGAUAAGAUGAGCAUCGCGAAUGUCAGAAUUGACCUUAGUCAGGAUAUAAAUGAAGCUGACUCUUCGGGCAAAGAGAAAUCUCGAAGGACCAAGUCGUAAUGAUGAGGGUACGUAUUAUACGAGUACGAUUUGUUUAUUUUUAGUAGUCUCUAAGUUUCGUGUGAUCUUCUUUUUUAUCUUUAUCGUACCAAUUGUUUUGAUUACUUAUGUUUUAAGUUAUAUGACUACGAUGUUGAGUUUUCUCAGUUAUAUCUUAUAGUUUGUUUCUGGUCCGAUAAAAUUAGUUAUAGGAUGAUUUUUUUUUACAAAGUAGAUGGAACAUUUGUAUUGUACGAGUGCUCAGAAGUGUAUGGUCUUGUCUUACCAAGUGUUUCAUAUUUUUAAUGAUAAGUAACUUAUUUUGAAAUUCGAAAUUGUAAGUUUUCUAUCAUCUUAGACUAUACUCACUCUACCAUAUUUGUAUUCAGCUGUUCCAUUGAGCCACAGCAUAUUUCUCAUACUUCAUUUUGACUGAAUCGGCCAUAAGGAAGGCGGGAGAACUUGAACCGCUGAAGGGGGGGGGGGGUAAUGGCAAACUCGAACUAGUGUAUAAAUGAAGGUGUAGCUCGGUCCAAACAAAAAAAGGUCAUUAUUUUUCUUUUUUCAUCUUCAAUUUACACAAUGAGGGUAUUAUUGGAAAAUUUCAAAGAAAUUGAUAUGGAAAAGUACACGUCUUUCUGUUUUGAAAUCUCCGGAAAUUCAACUUUUAGACGAUAAAAGCCCUUUGAAAAUUUUCGGUAUCUUCAAAGCUAAAAGGAAUGAUAUUUUGAUUUGGAAAAAAAUUACCUAUCUUCACUUUUGAAUUCAAGUCAAUGUAUCUCGUUCAAUUUCAAAGACACCAAAAUUAUGUAUAAAUUUUUUUUUGCAUGCAAUGAUUGAAUUUACUACCUACUGAAGAGGGCUUUAGCGCAAAGAAUGAAAAAAAUUCAUCCAUUCUCCUUUUGAUGAAAAAAAUUGAUCAAUUAUUCACUUUAAUUAUAAGAAUAAGGUUACCAAAAAAAAAAAAGGAAGGUCCUUUGGUCAUUUUCAAUAUCUCCAAAACUGCAGAAGAUAAUGUUUUGAUUGGAGGGGAGGGGGAGGGAAAAAAUGUAUUCAUCUUCAUUUGAAAAUUCAAAUCAAUUCAAUUCAAUUUCAAUUAUAUUGUAUUUCCUAAUUUUUUUUAGGAAAUUUAAUUCACAACAAAACAAAAGUCUUUUGCACAUUUUUUGUAGUUUUAAAAAUGUAAGAAAAUAUUUUAAUGUUUAAAAAAAAAAUAGCGAAAAAAUUGUUCAUCCAGUUUCGUUUCAAAACUCAAAUUGAUCAAAGAUACCAAAAAUGUGCAAAGAAACUAUUUUAUUGGAAAUUUAAUUUCCUGGAAAAAAGGUCUGUUAUAUGAAUCCCAUUAUUCCCAAAUUUACAGAAUCUGACAACAAACAUUUUUUUUUGCCAAAAUACUGAAAAAGACAUGUUUUUUCCGUCAAGUUUCCUGGAAAGUCUUGGUUUUUUCCCUCCAAAAUUGUAUGAAAAUCGUAUUCACUUUUUUUAACUUAAAUUGCCAAGAAAACUUUUUUUACAUACUCCUAUAAGUAAAAAUUAUCUAAACGACUGGUUCUUUUUCUUUGAAAUUGGCAGAACUCUCCUUGUUUUAUUGUCAAAACUGUCCAAAAAAUUCAGUUUUUUAAAUAAAAUUGGUUAAAAAAUCUUAUGGUACCUUUUUUUGCAAAAAUUUCCAAAAAAAUCCUAUUUUUUGUCCAAACUGUGAAAAAGACCCAUAUUUUGUCGAAAAUUCCUGAGAAGUCUUUAAUUUUUCACCAAGAUUGCAAAAAACUCAUUUUCUUUUUGGUUAAAAAUUUUCGAAAAAUCUUGAUUUUUUUGUAGUAAAAAAAUCAGCUUCUUAUCAAAAGCAAAACUGCAAAAAAUCAAAUUUCAUCUCAAGUACCUACCAAAAAAUCCUUAUUUUUUUGUCAAAAUUGUGGGAAAUUCUCCUUAGAAAAAAAAUUAUUAAAAAAAGAUCCAUGUGUUGUAAGAAUUGUCGAAAAGUCUCGUUUUUUUUACCAAAAUUGCAAAGAAUUAUUUUUCUUUCUGGUUUAAAAUUUUCAAAAAAUCUUGACUUUUUUGUCACAAAAAAUCGUGACCUUUUUUGUCACAAAAAAUCUCUGCUUUUUUGUCACAAAAAAUCUCUGCUUUUUUGUCAAAAAAAAUUUCUGCUUUUUUGUCACAAAAAAUCUCUGCUUUUUUGUCACAAAAAAUCUCUGCUUUUUUGUCACAAAAAAUCUCUGCUUUUUUGUCACAAAAAAUCUCUGCUUUUUUGUCACAAAAAAUUUCUGCUUUUUUGUCACAAAAAAUCUCUGCUUUUUUUGUCACAAAAAAUCUCUGCUUUUUUGUCACAAAAAAUCUGUUUUUGCCAAAAUUGCAAAAAAUCAAGUUCUUAUCUCAAGUAGGUACCAUAAAAUCCUUAUUUUGUCGUCAAAAUUGUGAAAAAUUCUACUAUUGAAAAAGUCAUAAAAAAGACCCCUGUGUUUUCAGAAUUGUCUAAAAGUCUUGAUUUUUCCAACAGAAUUGCAGAAAAUCCUAAUUUUUUUGGUCGAAAUUUUCAGAAAGUCUUGACUUUUUGUCACAAAAAAUCUGCUAAAAACAGUUUUGAAUACAAGUAGGUACCUUAAAAUCAAAUUUUUUUUACGGAAUUGCCAAAAAUCUUAGGUAUUUUUUUGUAAAACUUCGGAAAAGACCCCUGUUUUGUCCAAAUUGCCAAAAAGUCUUGUGUUUUUACCACAGUUGCUGGAAGCCUUCCUUUUUUUGGUCAAAACUUCCAGUAAGACUUGCUUUUUUUUGUCAAAAAAAUAUGCUUUGUGAAAAUUGGAUUUAAAAAAUUUUAUUUUGCAAGAUUACCAAAAUUCUAGGCGAGUAUGUACUUUUUUUCUUCUGAAAUUGUUCUUCUUUUAUGUAAAAACUGCAUUUUGUCAAAAUUCCCAAAAAGUCCUAAUUGUUUACCAAAAUAGCAGAAAGCUCCUUUUUGUAGUCAAAACUUCCAAAAAGUGUUGCUUUAAAAUUGAGAAAAAUUGCAUCUACUUUUUUUCUUAAAACUUUGAUACAGAUUCAUGCUUUGUCAAAAAUGCCAAAAAAAUCUUCUUUUUUUUUACCAAAAUCAAAAAAAACCUUCUUCCUUUUUUUAUUAAAAUUUUUAGAAUUUUUUGACGUCAGAAAUUUUUUUUUUUUUGUAAAAAUUGCAAAAAUUUUACUUUUUUGUGAAAACUGUGAAAAAAAUCCCAUUUUUUUUGUUCUUAACUGCCAAAAAAGCUAGUGAUGUUCCUAGCUACACGUUCGGAAUACACUCGUGUAAGUCUGCCCUGCCCCCCCACCACCCAUUUCCAUAUUUUUCCGUUUCAAAUUUCAUAAAAAUUGAAACUUUCCAAUUCAGGCAGACAAAAGUCAAAAUUGAAGUAUAAUUAGGCAAGGAAAAAGAUAGGUUAUCGUUUUCUCGACCCAUAUCAUUCGAUUAGUUUUUCCAAACGUCACAUUAUAUUUACUCAGCGAUUACACUAAUCACCAUCGAAACAGGAACUUUCCUUAUGAACUGUUAGUUGCUAAUCCACACAAGAGUCUUGAAAAAAAUUGAUCUGUUGAUCCUUCAUGUUAUCUACAUUAUUAAUUAAUAGGUGCUCGGAAUUAUCGUAUUUUUCAUAUUCGAGUACCCCGUCUCAAAAAUUCAAUUAGCAAAUCAAUCAUGAAAGUUCGCACGUCAUCGUUGACUUAAUUUUUGAAAUAUCAAACACGUUCGAGUGUUAUUGUAUAGUAAAUUGAAGUUGUCAACUUUUGUUUUACGAGGAGUAUUAUGUAUACGAUAUUGUGUGGUAAACUGAAAAUAAAAAUUUUCAACUCGAUGGUACUGACAGUGCUCAAGGACCUUAUUGUUCGCAUAUGUCAAAGUGUUAUAAUAAUUUCCUCUAGCCCGUCAUAUUCGGUAUACCUCUCUCUAUAUUUCGUUGCUGGUUUUCCAGUCUUGUGCAGAAAGCAGAUAAUUAACAUAUUUAUUUUAAACAUGCGCUGUGCAAAUAUGUGUUUUAUAAUUUAUUCUUUAAAAAUAUUACGGUCGUAUUUUUCAACUCGGUUAUUUCUUUUUCAUUCUUUAAUUUUUCUUUUUUUCAAUUUGUAACGAGCAACGUGUAUGUUUGCUGAUUAUUUUAAGUAUGACACUUGUGGUGGAAAUUUUACCACGUAAUGUAUACUUUGAAAAACUGAACGGUUAAGUUUUUUUUUUCCUUUCGGUAAUGUAAAUCAAUUAGAUAUAUCACUCGAGUUUUCUUUUUUUAUCGUUUCGAAAUUAUCUCGAAACUAUUUUCUUUUCAAGUACUCGAAUUUAUACCUAAGUUUAUACUACAUAGAAUGACGUUUAUAAAUAAUUUAAAAUAAAGUGAUCUCGUUUUGAAUAUCAA
Planococcus citri (citrus mealybug) is the source of this 5338-nucleotide messenger RNA. RefSeq lists its product as uncharacterized. The transcript has 3 exons. Gene Ontology annotation, cellular component: nucleus; transcription regulator complex. The record is from RefSeq and is a predicted model, not a curated record. Gene Ontology annotation, biological process: regulation of transcription by RNA polymerase II. Bases 159 to 986 code for a protein of 275 amino acids. Lineage: Eukaryota; Metazoa; Arthropoda; Insecta; Hemiptera; Pseudococcidae.